This is a messenger RNA of Jatropha curcas, 2069 nucleotides long. Its product is annotated as peptide-N4-(N-acetyl-beta-glucosaminyl)asparagine amidase A. Lineage: Eukaryota; Viridiplantae; Streptophyta; Magnoliopsida; Malpighiales; Euphorbiaceae. The record is from RefSeq and is a predicted model, not a curated record.
AGAUACGAAAAUUAUUCCUUGUGUUUUACUCUUAAAGUCCAACAUUUGUUCUCAAUAAGGUUUCUUUUUUUGAGAAUUUCAAUUAAUUUGAAAACACGAUACCAACUAAAGAAGUAGCAGCAGCAACAACCACCACCAACAUUCAUGGCUACCUCUCUCUUUCUUCUGCUCCUCUCCCUCCUCUACCUCCACUAUCCUGUUCUCUCCACAGCCAACAUUCACAAAGCCAAAAACCUCUUCAAAUCCCAACUCCUUGCCGAACCCACCUCUCCACAUGCUUCCAAUUCCAAAUUCUACAAUGACACCCCUCCAGCGGUUUACUUUGAAGUAACAAAACCCAUUGAAGUCCCAAAUAAGGUCAAACCUUGUGUACAUACUGUCCUCCAACAUGAUUUUGGUUCUACUUAUGGGAAACCUCCAGUCCUUGCAAAUUAUACCCCUCCUUCUCAUUGCCCAUCUGAACGUUUCUCCAAAAUUGUUCUCGAAUGGGGUUCGACAUGUAAAGGAAGACAAUAUGAUCGCAUUUUUGGGGUUUGGUUAGGUGGUGUGGAGCUUUUUAGGAGCUGCACAGCUGAGCCAAGAAAAACUGGGAUUUUUUGGUCUGUUCAAAAGGAUAUAACAAGGUAUCAUUCUUUGCUUAUUAAGAAUGAGACUCAAGAAUUUGCUGUUUAUAUUGGUAAUAUUGUUGAUAGUACUUACACUGGGGUUUACCAUGUGAAUAUAACUAUUCAUUUUUAUCCUGCUGAAGAGAAAUUUAGUCAUAACGAGUAUGGUUUGAGCGAUGUGGUAGAUACACAUGCUUCAAAAGCUGAUUUGAUCUUACCCAUUUCAAGAAAUUUGCCAUUGAAUGAUGGGUUGUGGUUUAAAAUUGAGAAUUCCACUGAUACCCAAUUUAAGGAAUUCGUGAUCCCUCAAAAUGUGUAUAGGGCUGUUCUGGAGGUUUAUGUUUCUUUUCAUGAGAAUGAUGAAUUUUGGUAUUCAAAUUAUCCUGAUGAGUAUAUUGUUGCAAAUAAUCUUACUGAUUACCCCGGAAAUGGUCCUUUUAGAGAAGUUGUUGUUAGUCUUGAUGGAGAGGUUGUAGGUGCAAUUUGGCCUUUUACUGUGAUUUAUACAGGUGGGAUCAAUCCUCUCCUCUGGAGACCCAUUACUGGUAUUGGUUCAUACAAUCUUCCUUCUUAUGAUAUUGAAAUUACAUCAUUUUUAGGGAGUAUAUUAGAUGGAAAGACCCAUGAGCUGAGUUUUAGUGUCACAAAUGCUUUGAAUGUUUGGUACACAGAUGCAAAUUUGCAUCUUUGGUUGGACCAUAAAAGCACAAAAACAAAAGGGAAGGUUUUGAAACAUAAAAGUAAACCUCUAGUUUUUUCUUUAGCAUCAAAUUUCCAGGAUUUGAAUGGAACAGUCUUGACAACUGCAAGAAGGUCCAUAUCCACAAGUGGAUGGGUACAGUCUUCCUUGGGGAAGAUUACCACCCAUUUCAAUCAGCUCUUCAGUUACAGAAACUCCAUGGAAAUUGGUGAUAAUGGGAAUUCGCAGAUUGUGAAUCAGAUAAUUGAUUAUAGUGACACUGUUUCUUUCAGAAAGGUUAGUUCUUCUGUUCAUUCAUUCAAAUCAUCAAAAUCCUUCCUUAUUGACCUGUACUCGGACUUAGUUGAUGAAGGAAACGACACUUCGUUAAUUGCGACAAACAUCACAUUAGGAUUCAGCGAGAAAGUAAAAGAUUCUGGAUUUGGAUUUGGGGCAAGCUCUCUGAAAAAUCUGCAGGAUUCACAGGGUUUUAUGGUUUUAAAAGAAAACUCGGUGGUCGGUGGAAUGGGAAGUACACAGCAGGCUUACAAAUAUGAUGAUGAUAAUUUCUGCUACUUUAGGGACGUUAGCAGUUCAAACUACACCGUGCUUUAUGACAAAGUGAGAAAUAAUUGCGAUAAGAAGUGAGUGACUUCUCCAUUUACAUUUGAUACUGUCAAACAAGUAAGAAGAAAAUCGGAUGAUUUUGCAUAUAAAUACAGGUGCUUUUCUUUUCUCUUGAAACCUUUUUAGUAUAAUUUAUCGAUAUGUUCAAGCUUCUUUGA